CUUUUUCUCUUUCUUUUAUUUUUUUUUUUUAAAAAAAAACCAUGUCUACGCCUAGAAGAAGAAUAGAAACUGAUGUUAUGAAACUGUUGAUGAGUGAUUAUGAAGUCACUCUCGUGAAUGACAAUAUGCAAGAGUUUUACGUUCGUUUUAAUGGUCCCAGUGAUACACCCUUUAGUGGAGGUGUAUGGAAAAUACAUGUUGAACUGCCUGAUCAAUAUCCUUACAAAUCACCGAGUAUUGGGUUUAUGAACAGGAUUUUCCACCCCAAUAUUGAUGAAGUGAGUGGUUCUGUCUGUUUGGAUGUUAUCAAUCAAACAUGGAGUCCAAUGUUUGACAUGAUCAAUAUCUUUGAAGUAUUCCUUCCUCAACUACUUCGAUAUCCUAAUCCAACAGAUCCAUUGAAUGGUGAAGCAGCUGCUUUGUUGAUGCGAGAACCCACAAAAUAUGAAAUCAAAGUUAAAGAUUAUGUCUCAAGAUAUGCUACCAAAGAAGCUGCGGAUGCUGCGGCUGACGAGAGUUCUGAUGACGAUGAUAUGAGUUCAGUUAGCUUUGAUUCCUCAGAAGAUGAAGCUGCUGGUAUGGAAUUGUAAUAAAAUAAUAUUCAAACACCGUUAUCCCCUUUUUUUUUCUUGAAAAAAAAAAAAAA
This is a messenger RNA of Gilbertella persicaria, 646 nucleotides long. Its product is annotated as ubiquitin-conjugating enzyme E2 8. The transcript has 6 exons. Gene Ontology annotation, biological process: protein polyubiquitination; ubiquitin-dependent protein catabolic process. Gene Ontology annotation, cellular component: nucleus. The coding region runs from base 42 to 590 and encodes 182 amino acids. Lineage: Eukaryota; Fungi; Mucoromycota; Mucoromycetes; Mucorales; Choanephoraceae. Gene Ontology annotation, molecular function: ubiquitin conjugating enzyme activity. The record is from RefSeq and is a predicted model, not a curated record.